This is a messenger RNA of Sander lucioperca (pikeperch), 1010 nucleotides long. RefSeq lists its product as uncharacterized. Lineage: Eukaryota; Metazoa; Chordata; Actinopteri; Perciformes; Percidae. The coding region runs from base 84 to 1010 and encodes 308 amino acids. The transcript has 5 exons. The record is from RefSeq and is a predicted model, not a curated record.
UUGUUUGCUUAAUUGUAGACACACCAAUCAGGUGUAUAAGCACUAUAAAAAGCAGCAGGUGAGUUCAUCGGUCUUCAAGCACAAUGGAAAGAGUCAGAGAAAGAGUAAGACGAGGAGGAGAACGAGGAGAACGAGGAGAACGAGGAGGAGGACAAGGAGGAGGAGGAAGGGGAGGAAGAGGAAUCAACAGAGGAGGAAUCAACAGAGGAAGAGGAAAAGAUGGAGGCCAUGCUGGAGGUAGAGGUAGAGGUAGAGGAAGAGGAAGAGGAAGACAAGAAGGUGCUCAAAGAGGACCGAAUCUGACAAAUGAGAUCCGCGCAACACUGGUUGACCACGUUGUCAACCACGGCCUGACGCUGAGGGAGGCUGGACUGCGAGUACAGCCAAAUCUAAGCCGAUACACAGUGGCAAGUGUGAUAAGAACAUUUCGACUGGAAAAUAGGAUUGAGGGUCAGGAACGACAAGGGGGAAGGCCUCCUAUGUUCACAGAACAGCAAGAGAGGGAGAUAGUAAACAUGGUUUUGGCCAACAAUGCUAUAACACUCAAUCAGCUCCAAACUAACAUUGUCAAUAACCACGCCAGUUUCAACGAUAUCCAUCAGGUCUCAACAUCAACACUGGCACGCAUCCUAAAAAAAAACCAUAUUCAAAUGAAACAAAUUUAUCGAGUGCCUUUCGAGCGCAAUUCUGAAAGGGUGAAGCGACUGCGGCAUGAUUAUGCAGAGAGAGUUUUACAAAUGGAUGGAGAGGAGAUCCAGCAUGAGUUCAUUUACGUAGAUGAGGCUGGGUUCAACCUGACGAGGACACGAAGGAGGGGAAGAAACAUCAUUGGCUACAGGGCUAUAGUCAAUGUCCCAGGGCAACGUGGGGAAGAGUUUUUCUCGGCAUGGCGGUGGAAGGUAUAUGCUCUCUGUCUCCAGGCUGAGGUACCCCUCAUCCAAGCCAUGGAGGAGGCCUGUGACCAGAUGGAGACAGCUGAUGACGAUACGCCUCACAGCACCUUACACUGA